Molecule: messenger RNA, 2669 nt
Organism: Linum trigynum
Lineage: Eukaryota; Viridiplantae; Streptophyta; Magnoliopsida; Malpighiales; Linaceae
Source: the annotation of a GenBank genome assembly
UCCCGGUUUGUUCAUUGAGGUUUGAUUAUCGAGGGCGGCGACAUCGCUAGAAUCGGACUAUUAUAUUGACGCGCGCGCAUCAGUGUAUACGUAGUUAGAUGUUUUUAAUCGUAUAUUUACAAUCAUUGAAUUGGAUGUGAUAACAUUUUCAUAAAUCAUGUUAUCAUACUAAUUCAAACAAUUGAAGAUGUUUGAUACAAUGUAUUAUGUAUCGGCGAUCAUGAGCCGUUAAUUUUGCGAAAGAAGUUUGAUCAGAGCCGUAAUAAUUUACGGGGUUAAGUAAUUUUGAAUUGGAACUAUGAUGUUGACUUUGUUAGGUCAUGGGGCCAAGUAGAGAGCAAAUGCAUGUGAAAUUCUUUGUUUAGCAAAUUUUCUAUCUAUAGUACACACGGUUUUGUUUGGUCAGCGAAUAUUUGCGGCAAGGAAGAUUGUGUCUAGUUGCUGUUUGUUGUUAGUGUUCAAGUGGGUGGGUUUCUAGAAAAAUACUCUAACCUAACCAAGUUGUGGAUAGAAUUGGAGAGAAAAAUUUCCAGUGGAUCACAUCCUCCACCACUUGGUCUUAAACGCCAAAAUAGUAGAAGAUGGCCCAACCUUCUUGAAACAACGAAAAUGACUCGAGUUUUCGGAAUGUGUUUGAAUAUUCUUCCAAUGGAUUAGCUACGAGAGAUUGUUACGUCAGUGAAAGUAACCACGAUCGUCGGCGAAGUAAGAACACAACUUGGAUGACAUCGUAAAGCAGUGUUAUUGAACUUUGGAUAGAAAUUCAGAACAGUUUCUGACUUAUAACUCGAUUUUCGCCAUUCUGGUUACCCCGUUAAUUGGGUUCAUAUUGAGGAAUUUUACGCAUUUGCUUGGUGAAGAACAUUUAUGAUUUUCUCUACGUUGGAUCAUAUUGAGGAAUUUACGCUGGGUUUUGCUGAUUUGGCUGUUUAUUUUUUGGUUUUUUGACAGCUUCCAACUGCAACCCAUCGAAGUACAUGUCCGGGGAAUGUGGAGGAACCACAAGAGUCGGCGUUCUCGUCGGAGGCCUAGUCGCCGGAGCUGCACUAAUGGCAGCGGUAGCCUUCCUCUGCUACUGCCUGCGCCGGCGCUCCACCUUCCUACGACACCGUCAGAGCGCCAAGCGCCUCGUCUCCGAAGCAGCCGGCAACUCCAGCGUCCCCUUCUACGCUUACAAAGACAUCGAGCGAGCCACCAACGGGUUCUCCGACAAGCAGCGCCUCGGCACCGGCGCAUACGGCACCGUCUACUCCGGCAAGCUCCACAACGACGAGUGCGUGGCCAUCAAGAAAAUCCGACACAGGGACACCGACAGCAUCGACCAAGUGAUGAACGAGAUCAAGCUCCUCUCCUCGGUCAGCCACCCGAACCUCGUCCGCCUCCUCGGCUGCUGCAUCGAGUCAGGGGAGCAGAUUCUGGUCUACGAGUUCAUGCCGAAUGGAACCCUCUGUCAGCAUUUGCAGAGGGAGAGAGGGAAGGGACUUCCAUGGCCGAUUCGACUGGCGGUUGCCACCGAAACGGCUAACGCCAUUGCCUAUCUACAUUCUGCAGUCAAUCCGCCAAUCUACCACAGGGACAUCAAAUCCAGCAACAUACUGCUCGACUACAACUUCAAAUCGAAAGUGGCCGAUUUCGGGCUGUCUAGGCUCGGGCUGACGGAGAAUUCCCACGUGUCGACGGCUCCACAGGGGACGCCGGGUUAUCUGGAUCCACAGUAUCAUCAGUACUUCCAUCUCUCAGACAAGAGCGACGUGUACAGCUUCGGAGUCGUGCUGGUGGAGAUCAUCACAGGGUUGAAGGUGGUCGACUUUUCACGACCUCACAGCGAGGUCAACUUGGCAGCCCUUGCCAUAGACAGGAUUGGCAGAGGUGAGGUGGAUGACAUCAUUGACCCUUACCUCGAGCCGCACAGGGACGCGUGGACGCUGUCGUCGAUUCAUAAUGUUGCCGAGCUUGCGUUCAGGUGUCUGGCAUUUCAUCGCGACAUGAGGCCUUCGAUGACCGAGGUGGCUCAGGAGCUGGAGAACAUCAGGCUCAGCGCUUGGAUCGUUCCCGACGUGUACCUUGGAUCGCCAGGGCGUUCCUCGACUUCAUCAGGGGACGACGAGGACGAUGGUAGAAGCGAGAAAUCGCUGGCCACCAAGAAGGCUAGCAUCGAGAGCAAGAGGCUGUUUGUUCCGGAGAGGAACCAGGUGGAGUAUUUGAGUUCACUGGAGGAAGGAGUGAAAGAUAGCUCCCCUGUUUCGGUGCAGGAUCCUUGGUUCAGUGAGCAGAGCUCGCCUUCAUCGAAUAGCUUAUUGGGUAAUGCUCAGUGAAGGUGGGAGUGCUUGUUGUUCAUCAUAUAUAUCCCAUUCCUCCUGUGAAUACAAUUGAGGUAUAUAUUAUGUAGUUUCAUGGUAGAUCCUCAAUAUAUAUAUAUAGAUAGAUAGAUAGAUAUACCGUUGCAGAUAACUGAUGUCUAGUACGGUUUCGCCCCUUUCACUUCCAGUCAAUAUGCCCCCCUUGCGCUACCCAAUUUCUGGUAUACAUUACUGUAAUUGCAGACAUAAGAUGAAGUUCUUUCUGUUGUUCUUGUUCUCCUUCCCUAUCCGCAAUGAACUAUCCUGUUUAGAUGAAUCCAAACAUUCAACGAGAAUCAUCUAUACGUUGCAUAAAACAGCAAAACUGGA